This is a messenger RNA of Exophiala viscosa, 1732 nucleotides long. RefSeq lists its product as uncharacterized. The transcript has 3 exons. Bases 383 to 1732 code for a protein of 449 amino acids. The record is from RefSeq and is a predicted model, not a curated record. NCBI's taxonomy places the organism in Eukaryota, Fungi, Ascomycota, Eurotiomycetes, Chaetothyriales, Herpotrichiellaceae.
GUUGUUCUGUUGUUCUUCUCACUGCCCGUCGACUUUUUGGCUCCCCCCUUUUCUCGGUGCGGAUGUCCAGUGUCGAUGUUGCCAGUGCAAGAUGGCCUCACUCGGAAGAUCCUCAAGUCGAUCUACGAGUACAGGGGACUCGAGAACAACCAAGUUUCGUGGUCUUGAAAUAAGCGAUUGGUGAGGAACUUCGCCUCGCCACCAUCCUUCCCGGUUUCUCCUCAUGAUGUAAGGUAACAAUCGUGCCAUGUCUUAACUGGCCUAGACGUCACUUCGGUUUCAGUUUCAGUGGCAAAGAUAAUCAGUGCUUGCUUCUCUUCCUUCUGUGCACUGUUCACCGUCAGGCGCUGCAUCGUAAAACCAUAAGAAUGCGAUCAACGCGAUGAGUGCAACCACUUUGAAUCCCUACAUCAGCAAUGGAACGUGCUAUACCGCGGCUGGGGACAAAUUGGGUGACGAGUUUGUCCCAUGCGGCAACGACGCUUUUGGACAUCAAACCUGCUGCGGAGCGGGAGACAACUGUCUAGCUGACAACGCUUGCUUCGGUGUCCACGGUUCUGGCUAUGGUAGCUAUCUGACAUAUUGGGCUGGGUGUACCGAUCCAAACUACGAAGACGCGAGUUGUCCCAAGAAAAAAGGCGACCAGCCGUGGGUUGCUUUGACACUUUGCGACGACAGCGAUGGUGAAUGGGCUAUCUGCUCGCAAUCCGGGAACCCGUCGACACUGCAAGCAGGCGCGUAUUGUAGUUGCACCAAUGCAGCUUCAGCUACUGUGGCAUUUAGCGACUCAAACACCCUUACCAGUGUUUGCUCGCUGCCGACCAGCACCGGCCAGAGCAUACAGUUUUUCGUCGGCCAUUUUCCUAGUUCUGUCUUAACCACUGGGUCGGCGGCCGCUUCACAGACCUCUACUCCUACCAGUACUGGUGCAGGUGGAAGCUCCUCUGGUGCAGCAAACUCAGCGACCGCUACUUCCGGCCCGACUUCCACGAAAGCGACGGCCACAGCAGCUGCCACUACCUUUGUCACAGUCUUCACAUCAAGUGCCACAACAUUUACAUCGACUACUGCCCCUUCGACGACAACCUUCACAUCGAACGGUCUAACAUUUACAUCAACUACUGCCCCUUCGACGACGGUCAUUACUUCCGGCGCCAGAACCGUCACAUCGUCCUUUGUGACUUCGACGACCCCUUCAGCCGCUGCAGCAGGCGGCACUACUGGCGGCAGCUCUCAUUCAGGGCUCAGCUCAGGUGCGAAAAUUGGCAUUGGGGUUGGCGCAAGUCUCGGCGCCGUGAUGCUUCUCGCACUACUUUUAGCUCUCUUUCUACGACGCCGAAAACGUCGAAGGCCAUCACAAUCAAAGAUGGAGAGCGACGGCUACGACCAUGGAGCAGUCGUCGGCGCAGGGACGGAGAAGCCACCAGCGCCGCGUCCAUCCGAGGACCCUCCAACAUACGAUGCCAACGGGCAAGUGAUGCAAGAGGCUGACGGGCGAGCUGCCAUGCCUUGGACUCUACGGAGUGAACUCGAGGGCAGCCAGCCCGCAAGGAAAGGAGAAUCUGUUCCGAUCGCCGAAUUACCGGGAAGUGAGAACUACGCGGGUCAGCAGGGAGGACGCGACAGUCUAGCUGUAGAAGCGAACCGCCAACUCGGUCCCGGAUGGAACGGACCAUCGUUCAAGCUGCUGAAUAGCGGUGGAGGGAAGGAGUACCUGCAGAAUCCGAGUUAA